AGCCACGGCAGCAGGAGGUGGUUUCACUGCUGCGUCCCAGAGGCUCAGGACUCGCCGACCCGGCAAGCCGCCUCCGCCUCCUGCCGCGGCUCAGCACCCUGCCCGCGAACGCGCAACUCUGAGGAGGCUUUACGCACCUCUCCUAAAACUGACACCCGCUGCCUCACGCUGCGCGGGAAAUGCUUGUUGCGCCUGGGUCCCUUCCCGCUCUUUUCUGGUGCUGAAUCAAGGUGGCGACCCCCCCCCGCUUCCCUUUCUUUCUUUCCUUCCUUCCUUCCUUCUCCCUUUCUGUCUUCUCUCCCUCUUUCUUAUUCUUUCCUUCUUUAUCCCCUUCCUUCUUUCCUACUCAUCUUUCUCUCCCCUCUUUUCUUCCUCUCUCCCUCCUGCUCCCUCUUUUCUUCCUUCCUUCCUUCCUUAGUUCACUGUUCUAGCAUCCGUUACUUUAACGGGCUUCAUGAUACUAGUAAUAAUAAUAAUAAAAAUUUAUUUAUAUCCCGCCAUCUAGGCGGCUUCCAACAGAAGUAUUAAAAUACAAUAAUCUAUUGAGCAUUAAAAGCUUCCCUAAAGAGGACUGCCUUCAGAUGUCCUCUAAAAGUCUGGUGGUUGUGUUUCUCUUUGACAUCUGGUGGGAGGGCGUUCCACAGGGUGCGUACCACUACUGAAAAGGCCAUCUGCCUGGUUCCCUGUAACUUGUGUAGGCAGAAUGACUUGAAAAACAGAAGGUGGAGUACCCCCUAUUUGCACAAAGACGAACACCCAUAAUUAAAACGCAGAAUAAAAUAAGCAUCCAGAAUUAAAAUGUGCAGCAAAGCAAUCCUAUUGAAACACCGCUGCAAUUUACAGGAAGGAAACAACAGAGCAUUGUGUAGCAGAUCAUAUUGAUGCUGUCUCAGAGGAGGACAUUUCCCUUUUUCUUUUAGGGUUCAGUGUGCUUUGAAGAUGUCACUGUUCGUUUCACGGACGAGGAGUGGGCGUUGCUGGAUCCUGACCAGAGAGCUCUGCAUAAGGAGGUUAUGGAGGAGAUUCAUGGGAUCGUGGCCUCUCUUGAUUGUGAUGAAUUGGAAAUCGAGAACAAAGGUGACCAUGACAAAAUCCUCAGAGAGGAGAAGCCAGGUAAAAAAUUGGAGUGUGGAGAAAGCUGCAGUCAGCGCUCCCAUUCCACUUCCCAUCAACAAAAUCUCAUCAGAAAGAAACUCUAUCAGUGCAUGGAAUGUGGAAAGAGCUUCAGUCAGAGCUCCAAUCUCACUUCCCAUCAGAGAAUUCAUACAGGGGAGAAACCCUAUCAGUGUGUGGAAUGUGGAAAGAGUUUCAGUCAGAGCUCCCAUCUCACUAACCACCAAAGAAUUCAUACAGGGGAGAAACCCUAUCAGUGUGUGGAAUGUGGAAAGAGCGUCAGUAAUAACUACUCUCUCACUUCCCAUCAAAGAAUUCAUACAGGGGAGAAACCCUAUCAGUGUGUGGAAUGCGGAAAGAGCUUCAGUCAGAGCUCUAAUCUCACUAACCACCAAAGAAUUCAUACAGGGGAGAAACCCUAUCAGUGUGUGGAAUGUGGAAAGAGCUUCAGUAGGAACUCCUCUCUCACUUCCCAUCAAAUAAUUCAUACAGGAGAGAAACCCUAUCAGUGUGUGGAAUGUGGAAAGAGCUUCAGUCACAACCACAGUCUCACUUCCCAUCAAAGAAUUCAUACAGGGGAGAAACCAUAUCAGUGCGUGGCAUGUGGAAAGAGCUUCAGUCAUAGCUCCUCUCUCACUAAGCAUCAAAGAAUUCAUACAGGGGAGAAACCAUAUCAGUGUGUGGAAUGUGGAAAGAGCUUCAGAGUGAGCCCCAGUCUCGCUAGGCAUCAAAGAAUUCAUACAGAGGAGAAACUCUAUCAGUGCAUGGAAUGUGGAAAGAGCUUCACUGAUAGAUCCUCUCUCACUUCCCAUCAAAGAAUUCAUACAGGGGAGAAACCCUAUCAGUGUGUGGAAUGUGGAAAAAGCUUCAGUCUGAACUCCUCUCUCACUAAGCAUCAAAGAAUUCAUACAGGAGAUAAACCCUAUCAGUGUGUGGAAUGUGGAAAAAGCUUCAGUCUGAACUCCUCUCUCACUAAGCAUCAAAGAAUUCAUACAGGAGAUAAACCCUACCAGUGUGUGGAAUGUGGAAAGAGCUUCAGUCGGAGCUCCUCUCUCACUUCCCAUAAAAGAAUCCAUAAUAAUGUCGUAAAAACCAUUGUACAGCUUUAGGAGCCAGGCAAAUCAGCACCUUUUUAACCAGAUCUAAAUGUGGUAUUUUGUGUUUUUGUGUUGUGUUAUUAUGUUGUAAGCUUCCUGAGACCUGUAGGUGUAGGGAAUAGGUGGCCACUCUUAAAGGCGUAAGGGUCUUCCCCCGAAAAAACAGUGUGUGGAAUGUGGAAAGAGCUUCAGCAAUAGCUCCUGUCUAACUUCCCAUCAAAGAAUCCAUACAGCGGAGUAUCCCUAUCAGUGUGUGGAAUGUGGAAAGAGCUUUAGUCAGAGCUCCAAACUCACUUCCCAUAAAAGAAUCCAUACAAAGGUCGGAAAAACGAGAUUACCAGAUUUUUUUCAAUGAAUCCAGGGACACUCUUUUGUAGCAGCCAAGGGGUUAAAAUACAGUAGCAUCUGGAUUAUUAGUAGGGAGUAUCAUUUUGUAAACAUAUGUAGUUUACAUGGCAACCAGAGCCAGGUUCCUUGGUUAUGGGUGAAGGGUGGGGAGGGGGAGAGAGAGAAGGGAAAGCAAAAUUAGGAUGGGAUGGUUGGAACUGAGGGAGGGGUGUGUGUGUGUGUUCGCCCCCCCCUUUUCUGGGAUUCCUGGAAGUGUCACCGAAAAGGAAGGAAGGAACAAGGGGGGGGGGGUAGAGAGGGGACAAAGAGUCAGGUCGUCCCAGAAAAAGGCACAUGAGGAAUACAAACGGAUAGAUAACGAAAGCUAUUAUAAUAUGAACCUCCCCUAUUUUCUGUCUGACGCUUUAAGUAGAGAAAAAUGCAAUAGGGAGACUGUGUGGGGAGAGGGGGGAGCCAUGUGGCAGAGUAUUUUUAUUUUUAUUUACAAGCGAGGAGGUGGGAGGGUGGUGUCUCCUUUGGUCGGGCAAUAAAACGCCUAGCCUUUAUUCCUUGCAUCUGCACCCCUCUCAAAUUCGGACGUUUGGGAAGGAACAUGAUAAACCAUAUGCCGGCACCCUCCACGUCUCCCCUCAGCCCUCGGGGCAAGGUUCCCGCCAAAACACCAAUAAACAAGCGGAAGCAGCAGCAGCAAGAGGAGCAGACGGAGGAGGAGGAGGGUGGGAGCGGGAGGGGGAAUGUUGCCUCUCGUCUAACACAGCCCAGCCGUCCGCACUGGCAACAGCAGCGGCCACAGAGCCUCUUGCCACUGGCAUCCUUGGCCAUGGACAGAUUGGUAAAACCGGGAACUGUCCCUGGGAACCGGGGACGUCUGAUAACCCUACAUUAUACAGCUUUAGGAGCCAGGCAAAUUGGCAGCUUUUUAACCAGGCCUUUGGCUGAGUGACAUCUAAUGCCCUCCUAAAAUGUGGUGUUUUGUGCUUUUAUGUUGUGACCAUCCGGAGACAUGUACGUGUAGGGAAUAGGCACCAGCUAGGGGUCUUUGCCCGUCAUAAAAUAUUUGAGGAGGCCACACAUUGCGCAGAUAAAAUAAAAACAAACAAACCACCACGAAAGCUCACCUGUCUCAAGAAUCUCAGCAGGUUGACAUCAAUAAAAUAAACCAAAAGACAAGCAAAAGCUGUGAGGGGGAAGGAGAAAAAAGGGACAAGUUUAAAUAAUAAAAGUAAAAAAUGAAAUCAGAAUCAUAACAAGAAAUUGAGAAUAUAAGAAUCCACUUAACGCCUCGCCUAAUCCUUCAUCAACCACCACCAACUGCAGAGUGGGGGGCAAAGAGCCCAGCCAGCGGGGAGCAGGUCUGAGGGGUCCCAUCCCUGUUCUGGUUCUCUCAAAGCUUGGCUUUCUAUGGGAAUGGCUCCCCAUGCCUUGAGCCAGUAGUCUCUUCCUCUCCAGCAGAUGCACAACCCCAUCCCCCAAACCCCUCCCUGCCCCACUUCCCCAUGGGGCUCCCCCACACCACCCAUCACUCCCCAGGAUGGCUUUGGCCGUCUCCUGCUUGGAGCACUUCAGGGUUCGGAGCCCCUGAGCUGAGCUGCCUGGCGGUUCUGAAUCACCUCCAGCAGGAACAGCUGAUCUUCCUCCAGCAGCUGAAAGGCUAAAGUCAGGCUGUCAGUUCCUCAGGGACACCCCAGGCCUUGGGGGCUAAUCCUGGCCUCCUUCAACCAGAAUGUGGCUCCCCAGGCUAACGAGAUGGUCAAUAUCCAGUUCCACUCCACCCUUUUAAUGUGGUGUUUUGUGCUUUUAUCUUGUGCUUUUAUGUUGUGACCCCCCGGAGACAUGUAGGUGUAGGGAGUAGGCACCAUCUAGGGGUCUUUGCCCCCCCUUAAAAUAUUUGAGGAGGCCAACCCCCCCCCUACUUUUUGUGUUUUUUUCCAAACGCAACCUUUUACUCUUCCGAAACUUGCCAUACAAUUUCUCUUUACAUUUGCCCUCUUAAAAAUAAAAAAUAAAUAAAUGCACAAAGGUCAUGAGGGAGGAAAAAUACACUUGAUACAAAGAUUGAACUCCAGUGACCAACAUGUGGAAGGAACGUUCAGUUUGAAGGGCAAUGUUUAAAGGCAAUAGGCAUACCAAGCAGGGUUCACAAAUUUAUCUCAGGAUCCCCCCUCUGGUCAUGGAUUCUCUUAUAACACUAGCUGACCAUCUAAAAAGACCAUCCAAGCCUAACUCUGACCCCCACCCCCAGCCUAGCCCUAAGCCUACACCUAACUCUAAGUACUCUGUACAAAAGCAAUAUAUACAAAAUAUUUACAAAAUAGGCGCAUAUGUGCACAAAAUAAAAAGGUAAAAUAAAAAAUAUUAAACUAAAGAACAACAAAUAUAAAAAUAAAAACAAACAAACAAACCACGAUAGCUCACCCAUGUCAAGAAUCUCAGUGGACUGAAAUCAAGAAAAUCAACCAAAACAAAAGCAACAGUUGUGAGGGGGGAAGGAGGGCCUGAGCUGCUUUGUGCAAAAUAAAAUAAAGUGUUAAAAUAAAAUAUAAAUCAAUCAAAUAAAAGUAAUAAAUGAAAUAAGAAUCAAAACAAGAAAUAUAUAUAUACACAAAAUAGGAAUGAAUGUGCACAAAAUAAAAAUGUAAAAUUAAAAAAGAACAAAAAUAUUAAAAUAAAGAAUGAAAACAAAUCAAAUUAAAACAAACAAACAAAUAAAUAAAUAACCAUGAAAGCCCGUGUCAAGAAUCUCAGCGGGUUGAAAUCAAUGAAAUAAACCAAAAGAAAAGCAAAAGCUGUGAGGGGGAAGGAGAAAAAAAGUUUAAAUAAUAAAAGUAAUAAAUGAAAUCAGAAUCAUAACAAGAAAUUGAGAAUAUAAGAAUCCACUGAACGCCUUGCCUAAUCCUUCGUCACCAGCAACUGCAGAUUGGGGGGCAAAGAGCCCAGCCAGCGCAGAGCAGGUCUGAGGGGUCCAAUCCCUUCCCCAAAGCCCCUCCCUGCCCCACUUCCCCAGGGGGGUCCCCCACACCACCCAUCACUCACCAGGAUGGCUUGGGCCGUCUCCUGCUUGGAGCACUUCAGGAUUCGGAGCCCCUGAGCUGAGCUGCCUGGCAGUUCUGAAUCACCUCCAGCAGGAACAGCUGAUCUUCCUCCAGCAGCUGAAAGGCAAAAGUCAGGCUGUCAGUUCCUCAGGGACACCCCAGGCCUUGGGGGCUAAUCCUGGCCACCUUCAACCAGAGUGUGGCUCCCCAGGCUAACGAGAUGGUCACGAGAGGGUUCCACUCCACCCUUUUAAAUUUUAAAUGUCAAAACAGACCCCAACUUUCAGAGCAUGUAAAUCACAUGAGUGGAAAGACUGCUGUGACACUCACAAAAUUAGGACUACUUUUCCUUCUCCCACCUUUAAAGGUCUACAUAACGAAACCGAAUUGACCCAAGUCGGCUUUCCUCUGCCAAGCUUAACUUCCCUCUUCAAGCCCAAAGACAACACUUUCCCAUGCCCGGACAAAACGCCCUGGCCUUUCAUUCAGCGUAGCGCAGGGACUGACUGAACAGAUGGCAAGAUGCCUUCAUCCUCAGACACUUGGCAGAUUCUUAAAUUGCCGUGCAGGCCAGAUUCACGACCCUGGCAGGCUGGAUUCAGCCCGUGAGAUAUAGUUUGAGGACACCUGGUCUACACUGACUGGCAGCAGCUCCCCAGAGUUUCAGGCAGGGAUUUCCUUCAGCCCUUGCAGGAGAUGUCAGGGGUUGACCCUGGGACAUUCUGCAUGCCAAGCAGAUGCUCAAGGGCUCCCCAUAUUUCACUAGCCUUUCAACGUUAUGCUAUUAGCAACCGUGGAGAUUCCACAUGCCUCUUCCGAAAGGAGAACACUCACCUGAUCAAUUUAAUUAAUAAUAUUUUUUUUUUAAUACCCGCACAUCUGGCUGCGUUACCCAAGCCACUCUGGGCGGCUUCCAACAAAAUAUUAAAAUCCAAUAGUCCAUCAAAUAUUAAAAGCUUCCCUAAACAUAAUGAAAGCAACCAUACAUUUUCAGUCCAUUGAAUUAGCAAUUAAGCAUUUCUGGAAAGGGAAAUGGCAUACUUUUGUGUAUUAAAAGGUAAAGGGGCCCCUGACCAUCAGGUCCAGUCAUGUCCGACUCUGGGGUUGCGGCGUUCAUCUUGCUCUGUAGGCCGAGGGAGCCAGCGUUUGUCCACAAACAGCUUCCAGGUCAUGUGGCCAGCAUGAGAAAGCUGCUUCUGGUGAACCAGAGCAGCACAUGGAAACACCGUUUACCUUCCCGGCGUAGUGGACCCUAGAAUCAUAGAAUCAUAGAGUUGGAAGAGACCACAAGGGCCAUCCAGUCCAACCCCUUGCCAAGCAGGAAACACCAUCAAAGCAAUCCUGACAGAUGGCC
This is a messenger RNA of Zootoca vivipara (common lizard), 6944 nucleotides long. The record is from RefSeq and is a predicted model, not a curated record. NCBI's taxonomy places the organism in Eukaryota, Metazoa, Chordata, Lepidosauria, Squamata, Lacertidae.